AUGCAAGAAAUUCGCCGGGAUUCCAUUUCAUCAAGUCCAUAGUCCAACGAUUCAAGCUCUCUCUAUAUACAUAAACAAGUCAGCCCAAUUCUCGGCCAGCAUUCUCACAUCUCGAGAGUUCGAGACAGCUCCAGCAGCAUCAUAGACAGAUUCAUUCGUCUACCGGUUCUCGGAGCAUCAGCAGUUUCCAGCAACAUUUUCUCGUCCGAUCUUCAGCAAAAACUUAAUCAUCCAUCAUGUCUGACUUCGACACGGCUGCUGAGCAGGUGAAGAACUUGAAAGGAAAACCAACCGACGAAGAAUUGUUGGACGUGUAUGGUCUAUUCAAACAAGCGACUGUUGGCGAUGUGAACACCAGCAGGCCAGGAAUGUUGGAUCUGAAGGGGAAGGCCAAAUGGGAUGCCUGGAAUAGUCGUAAGGGAAUGUCCCAGGACGAUGCAAAGAGCAAGUACGUUGACCUGGUCAAAACCCUCGUCGGCAAGUAUGGAUUGUAAUAAAUAGUUAUUCCCAUUCAAAUUACCUAUCUUUACAUCUCCAUCUAGCCAACAAAUUGUUUAUUGUUAGACUUUGAAAUCAUGUUCAGUAACUUGAGAGGAUAUAUUUUGUCAAAAUUUCAUCUGGUCAAAUAAAUUCAAGUUAAUAAAUUAUAAAUCUUUCAAUGCUGA
Folsomia candida is the source of this 665-nucleotide messenger RNA. RefSeq names its product acyl-CoA-binding protein. The transcript has 5 exons. The record is from RefSeq and is a predicted model, not a curated record. NCBI's taxonomy places the organism in Eukaryota, Metazoa, Arthropoda, Collembola, Entomobryomorpha, Isotomidae. Gene Ontology annotation, molecular function: fatty-acyl-CoA binding. Gene Ontology annotation, biological process: fatty acid metabolic process. Bases 237 to 494 code for a protein of 85 amino acids.